Messenger RNA from Drosophila serrata, 1700 nucleotides. Its product is annotated as tubulin gamma-2 chain-like. Gene Ontology annotation, biological process: cytoplasmic microtubule organization; microtubule nucleation. The record is from RefSeq and is a predicted model, not a curated record. Gene Ontology annotation, molecular function: GTP binding. Gene Ontology annotation, cellular component: microtubule; gamma-tubulin complex. NCBI's taxonomy places the organism in Eukaryota, Metazoa, Arthropoda, Insecta, Diptera, Drosophilidae.
UUUGCUUGCUCCUUUCAGUAUUAUCAUUUGUUUAGGCUUAUAUUUGGAUGUAACUGCAACUUUAAUUAAAAUUAAACUUAAAGUAGCCAAAAAAAAUCGUAUUGCACGCAAGUAUAUCGAUAUUCUUAAUUUCAAUUAGUUGUCAUCUCCCGUUACUUCUAAACUUAACGAAGAACCGUUGGAUUCGGUGUGAAGCAGAAGGAGGAAAACCGAACAGAACAGAACUGAAAAAAAUAAAAAUUGCAAUCAGCUGAAAAUUGGCAACAAAAUGCCGAGCGAAAUAAUGACCUUGCAGUUGGGCCAAUGUGGCAAUCAGACUGCGCAGUUGGCUUCGAAUUUUGGAAGAGGUUGUGCCUCGAACACGGCAUCUCGCCCGAUGGCGUCCUCGAGGAGUUCGCCACCGAUGCCCAGGACCGCAAGGAUGUGUUCUUCUAUCAGGCGGACGACAGUCACUACAUUCCACGUGCAGUGCUCAUUGACUUGGAGCCGCGCGUCAUCCAGGGCAUCAAUACCACGCCGUACUCCAAGCUCUACAACCAGGAGAACGUGUUCCUCUCAAAGGACGGCGGCGGUGCCGGCAACAACUGGGCCUCUGGCUUCAGCCAGGGUGAGCGCUUCCAGGAGGAGGUAUUCGACAUUAUCGAUCGUGAGGCGGAGAACAGUGACUCCUUGGAGGGCUUUGUGCUCUGCCACUCGAUCGCAGGUGGCACUGGGUCCGGCAUGGGCUCUUUCGUCCUGGAACGCCUGUCGGAUCGCUACUCGAAGAAGCUCAUUCAGACGUACAGCGUGUUUCCCAACCAGGAUGAGGUCAGCGAUGUGGUUGUCCAGCCGUACAACUCGAUUCUCACGCUGAUGCGUCUGACGGAGUGCGCUGAUAGCGUUGUCGUUCUGGACAACACGGCACUGAACCGUAUUGCCUCGGACCGCCUCCACAUCCAGACGCCAACGUUUAGUCAGAUAAAUAACCUGGUGUCCACCAUUAUGAGCGUCAGCACCACCACUUUGCGCUAUCCAUCGUACAUGAACAACACCUUGAUUGGGCUGACGGCUCCGCUUAUUCCCACUCCUCGGAUGCAUUUCCUGAUGACGGGAUAUACGCCGUUGAACACGGACAUGGAGGCCAUAAACAGUGUGCGCAAGACCACUGUCCUGGACGUAAUGCGUCGCCUGCUGCAGCCGAAGAACAUGAUGGUCUCCACCUCGGCGGACAAGCAGAUCAAACAGAAGGAAAACUGCUUCCUUGGCAUAUUGACCAUCAUCCAGGGCGAGGUGGAUCCCUCGCAGGUACAUAAAUCGCUGCAGCGCAUCCGCGAACGCAAGCUGGUCAACUUCAUACCCUGGGGACCUGCUAGCAUCCAGGUGGCCGUCUCGCGCACCUCACCCUUUGUCCAGACGCCGCACAAGGUUUCCGGCCUUAUGAUGGCCAACAAUACCGCCAUCAGUGCCCUGUUCGAGCGAGCCAUUAUGCAGUUCGACAAGCUAAAGAAGCGCAACGCUUUCGUAGACAAUUUUCGUCGCGUGUCCAUGUUCAAGGAUGAUCUCUCGGAUCUGGAUAAUGCCCGCGAUGUGGUUGACUGCCUGGUGCAGGAGUAUGAUGCGGCGACCACCAUCGACUAUGGGCAAUGGAAUCCGGUCCGUACACAAGCCCAGUGAGCUGGCCUCGCGUUCUCAUGCUGGAAAUGCAGGAAAAUAAAUAGGAA